AUGAGUGAUGAUGAAUACUCAUGGGAAGAGUUCAAACCAAAUAAGAAUAAUUCUAAAACGAAUACUACUACUGAUACUGGAAUCGGUAUGCGUUCAGUUGGAAGUACCACAAAACAACCGUCGGAUUCAAUCGAUGCUGCAAUUCUUGAUGCUAUCAGAUUAAAUAUCCGAUUGAAAUAUAGUUAUCCACAUUUACAAGCAUUUGUUGAUGAACUCAUUCAACCAAACAAGCAUCUUCGUUCAAUUGAAAAUGGUCAAUGUGUUUCAGUACUUCAUCAGUAUGCAUUGAUAUCGACUCAUGAUCCAAUUGAUAUGAGUAAUCAAAGUGUACGUACAAUAUAUCGACCUAAUUUAUUCAUACGAAAGAAUGAUGCUUUCGGACCGUGGAAUUUUAAUUAUUUACUUAAUCUUCUUGAACUCGACUAUCAAUGUAAUGAUCCGAAUCAAAACGAAUUUCCUAAAGUGUGGAAAACAAGUUCAACGACUAAAGUUUACAUACAUCGAGAAGAAAUGAAAAAGAAAGAUGCAUCAACGAAUACUGCAAAUAAUGAUGAUGAUAUAACUCUUGAUGAUCUUCUGAAAAAGAUUUGUCGACAAAACAAUUGUGAUGAAGGAGAUGCAAUACUUUGGAAAAAAGCUUUAAAAGAGGAAAGUAUAGCUACAAUUGAACAUCUUCGAAAUGCGGCAACUAACGAUCAUUCUUGGGAGAAAAUAACAUCAGUAAAACAUUUGGUUAAGCAAAUGAUACGUGAUUAUAUUCAAUUGAAUGCUGCUUCUCAUACAUUCGAUUCAUCAAAUAAUCCAUAUACAAAUUCGGAAGCUACUUUACUUGCUGAUAUACAUCGCGUACGACGAUAUUUUCAUGAUAUUACUGAUACAGUCAAAUUUAUUCCUUAUCUUGAUCGACGUGCUGUUGAUUUGGCUAUUAGUGAAAUACGAAAAACAUAUGAUGAUGAUGGUAAUGUUCUCAGUAAUAUACAUGCAUAUUUGACAACAUUCUGUCUGCAAAAUACUCUGAUCGAUGCAAAUGCCCAUAAACAACAGCAUGAUGAAUGGACAAAAGAACGAGAUAAUUUUGUAACACUCAAUAAAGAUCGUCGUACUAAAGUUAAUAAACUCGAAAAAGAAACUAAAGCAUACAAAGAUGAAGUUGAAGCUUGUGAACGUGGUCUACAGAAUGCUGUUUCUAAAAAGAAACAAAUCGAUGCUGAAGCAAAGGAUUUGCUUGAAAAAAUGGUCAGUAGUGGAAUGACGAAACAAGCAUUUGAUAAACAUGAUGAAGAAAAACGAAAAGUAGAACUUGCCGAGAAAGAACAUCAAGAGGCUAAAGUUCGUCUUCAACGAGCACAAACCAAAUUGUCCGAACAUAGAGCACCAAUCCGUGAAUUAGAAACUAAAAUAGCUGAAGAUGAUGAACGAAUUGAAAAUCUUAAUACUAUUCUUAAAAUCGAUGUAGCUGAUGCACAUCGAAAAUUGAAGGUUAAAUAUGGACGUGGGUUACUACUUUAUGGACCACCAGGAACAGGUAAAUCUGAACUAUUGAAACGAGCUGCCAUAUUUGCGGGUAUUACAAUGACGACAACUCCAUUGGCAGCUGGCGAACUUAAUCGUCCGUAUGUAGGCGAAACUGAAAGAUUACUGGUAGAUAUCAUGUAUCGUGCGAAAACAAUACGUUAUCUAAUAUGUGCUAUGACAAUUGAUGAAAUAGAUGGACUUGUUCCUAAACGUGAUAAUAAUGCUCAACAAUCGAAAGUCGAUGGAAUAAGUGUACUUCUUUCACAUAUUGAAGGUGUUAAAGAUAUAUCAAAUUUGAUUGUAUUUGGUGCAACAAAUCGACGUAACAUGAUGGAUGAAGCUUUUCUACGUCGAAUGCAAGCAAAAUGUUUUGUUGGUCGGCCAUCACCUCAAAUUCGAAAGAAAAUGCUUGAACCAUUGUUGUGUAAAGAUUUGACAACAUUUACAGCGAGUCGAAUUGAUUUUCUUGUUAAAGUUACAACUAAUUUUAGUGGUGCAGCAGUCGGUGCACUUAAAUCGAGUAUUAUUGUUGCAAUGGAUCAACUUAAAAAUUCUGAAGCUCUAACUGAUAAGACAUUACUUGAACUAGCUGACAAUGCAGCAAGAGAAUUUAGUUGUUGGUUUGGUAUUGGAACAUUACCAGAAAUUUGUCGUUUAUAUCCAAAUAUUGUUUCAUCGACAGAACAACAAGAAAAAUAUUCACUUAAAUUACCACAUAUUUCACCAUCGGGUCGUAUUCUUGUCGAUCUACAAUAUCGAAAAUGUUUAAUCGAAUUAUCUAGUAAUGAUGCAACACUUGAUUAUGACCUCAAUCCUGAAGAAACAUCGACAUUAACAUUACUGUCACGUUUUGUUAAUGGUUGUUCAAGUCGAAAUAUCGAUACAAUUCAAAUAAUUGAUAUGAAUUUUCUUACUAAACAUAAUGCAUUUGAUGAAAAUCAAAUAUUUGAAUUAUUAACAACAACAUUUCUCGAGUGUGAUGAAUAUAAUCGUUCGAUGCUCAUUUUUGAUAUCGAUUCACUCAUUAUGCUCAGUGUUUCUGAUUCACAAAUGUCAAAAUCAGUAUCAAUUUCAAACAUACAUUUAUAUCAAUUUAUUCGAGAAAAAUGUAAGACAGCUAUUGUUGAACAAAAGACUACAAGUAACAAUACAACGACAGGAUCGGCUAAGGAACAAUUGAAAGAGAAAUGGAUGGUAAUGAUUGUUAAACAUCCGCUUCUCCGUAAUCUAUUAAUUGACGAUAUCGAAUUCAAGAAGACGCUUCAACAGAUUCAACAAGAAAAUGACGAAGAAGCAAAACGUCUUGAUGAUCAAUCAGUUAAACAAUGUCCCAAAUGUCAACAGAAUUAUAUUCCGGCACAAGUUAAUCACGGCAGUUGUCACUAUCACGAUGGAUUUGUCGUUGAUCUUGAUCAAAGUAAUAAUCGAUUAACCAUUCAGGAAGCUCAAAGAAUUGCUCAGAAAGCUAAAUUAUUGGCACAUAGUGGCAACAAUGAACAAAAUCCGAAACCACCGAAACUGAUGUGGGCAUGUUGUUUGGGACUAUAUGGAAUAGAUCAGCCAUGUCGAGUAGGCAUUUGUGGACUACCAGAAGAGCUAAAAGAUCAGAAAAUUGAUCCAGAUAAAAGUUUGGUAACAGUCGUACAAGAACAUUUUAUGAAAAAUAAAGUGGCUGAUCAAAAUAUAAACGAAUUCAAGAAGACUUAUAUAAUGACGCCAGCCACGAUACAAUCAACAAGUACCACUGCUCGAUCACUCACUGUCACACCAUCAGUCACUGCUUCCUCGUUCAAAAAAUAGAUUUUUUUUCUGUUGCAUACAAUAUAUUCACGAUCAUUUUCGAAAUCAGUAAUGAUUGAUUUCCUAAAAUCCCGAAAUAAAUGAGAAACAAAACAAAUCUAAAUAUUUAAUGUGUUAAUAAGGUAAAAGCUGGGAACUCGGGAAAGAAGAAACCUCGACAAGGUCAUUUUUUUGAUCAAAAUAUUUUGUGAAAAAGAAUUAUAUAUUCUUAAUGAACAUGAAAUUCUGAAUAAAAUGAGGCUUUUUUUUCUAUUGAACAAAGACUUUCAAUUUUUACCUGGUUAUUAAUCACCCUGGGAGACCUCAGGAUCCACAAGAAACUUUUUUUUCUCAAUUUUUUUUAAUCAUACAUCAUAAGCUACAAAGUUCAGUGCUGAUCCUAUAUUUUAGGUUCAAAUUCGAAGAAAAUCGAUUUUAUUGUAGGAUGCUAAAGCCCCUGACACAUUAGAAAACCUCUCUUGGGCAAAUGAAGUAAAAGACAGUUUAGAAGAUUCCCUCUGAAAAUUGUUUUUUUUUGUAGUGAUUUCUAUAGCUUUUUAAUUCUUUCAGCAUUUAUGUAAACAUUAAUAACUAAAUUUUUUAGUAUGGACAAUAUUUGACUUCGAUCGUCUUAGUAGCGUAUCAGCUCUAAGUUGAAUAACUCAUGAGAAAAAGCUAAUCAGAAAGAGCAGUUAAUAAAAAAAAGUUCUCUGUAUUAAAAAGCGUGUUUUGAGAUCACUUUAAUGCUUCUUUGUAGCGUGCUGUGAGGAAACUCAAAUUUUCUUUACGAAAAUAUUCAUUCCAAUGGGCACAGGACCUAAUUAAUGCGAUGCGCAUAUAAACGUGUCACACAUGAAGAGAUCUUUCUGAAAGAAGAACAUCUUUGAUAAAAAUCCGCUGUCCAUUACUUAAUACCUCACUUCUCCUGUGUACUUUCUUCCAGAAAUUCUAACUCUUUCUUAUCAUGGAAGAUCUCAUUCAUAAUUGGAAAGAUAUAUUUCUGAGGACAUGCAAUGAGACGUGUUUUAUGAAACACCUCGGUAAGUCGGAAUUUGGUCGAAAGUAAAAAUGUCAAAGGAUAAAAUGCCGAAAAUAGGAUGUCGAAAGACUAUGUAUGAGACUGGAAAAAGAAAAGAUGUUGUUCUCAUGUGAACACCAAACGCAAAACAGACGCGUUCAAACGCAAAACAGACGCGUUCAAACGCAAAACAGACGCGUUCAAACGCAUUUUAUUUUGUAAAACUCAUCCAGACGUGGGUGUGGGGUGUGUGGGUGGGUGCGUGUAGGUGUUGGUCAUCUGUUUACCCAUACGCACAAACCUACACUCGCACCCACACCUACACCAACACUCCACACCCAUCCUACAUCCACACCCACACCCUUCAAUAUGUCAUUUCAGUUAUUCAUCAUUUCACUUUUAUUAGCAAUAUUCACGAUUUGGCUUGUCGUUUAUUCUGUUUAAUCAGCUUCUGCACACGUUCUUCAAGUUCAUAUCUGAUUUGAUUGUAUGUGAGAUCUAGUGUAGUGAGUGUCUGUGUGAGAAAGUAUAGACGGGAAUAUGAGGGAGAUGAAGAGAAAAUGAGGAUCACCGUGUUAUUUCGUAGUGCAUCAGCCAGAUGUUCUGCUCCGAGAGCUCCAAUUCGGUUGUUAUGCAGAUCUAGUGUGAUGAGUGUCUGUGUGAAAAAUGCAGAUAGGGAUAUAACAAAAGACAAAGAGUAAAUAAGAGUUACCGUGCUAGUUUGUAAUGCAUCAGCCAGAAAUUGUGCUCCAACAGCUCCAAUUUGAUUGCUGGAAAGAUAUAGUGUGGUGAGUGUCUGUACGUAAAAAUGCAGAUGGUUAUAUGAGAGAAAUGAAGAGAGAAUGAGGAUCACCGUGUUAUUUCGUAAUACAUCAGCCAGAUGUUCUGCUCCGAGAGCUCCGAUUUGAUUGAAAGACAAGUAUAGUGUGGUAAGCGUCUGUGUGAAAAAGUGCAGAUACAAAUAUGAAAGAAAUGACGAUAGAAUGAGGGUCACUGUGUUAUUUCGUAGUCUAUUAGACAGAUGUUGUGCUCCUUUGUCUCCGAUUUGAUUACCACCGAGAUUUAGUGUGGUAAGUGUCUAUAUGAAAAAAUGCAGAUGGGGACGUGAGAGAGAUGAAUAGGGAAUGAAGGUCACUGUGUUAUUUCGUAAUGCAUCAGCCAAAUAUUGUACUCCUUUGUCUCCAAGUUGAUUAUUGUAGAGAGUGAGUGUGAGUAAUGUCUAUGUGAAUAAGUGCAGAUGAGAAUAUGAGAAAGACGAAGAGAAGAUGAGGAGUUACUAUGUUAUUUCGUAAUGCAUCAGCCAGCUGUUGUGCUCCAAGAGCUCCGAUUUGAUUGUAUGUGAGAUCUAACUUGGUGAGUAUCUGUUGGAAAAAAACAGAUGAGGAUACGAGAGAGAUAAAAAGAGGGUGACAAUCACUGUGUUAUUUCAUAAUGCAUCAGCCAGAUGUUGUGAUCCUUUGUCUCCAAGUUGAUUGUUGUAAAGAUUGAGUGUGGUGAGUGUCUGUGUGAAGAAGUAGAGAUGGCACUAUAUUCCUAGAAAUAGGAUAAUAGAGCAGAAAAAAAGAUCUGAUCGGUUAACUUCUUUGGAAAAGUUAACAGCGGAAACUAAGAACCGAAAUGCAGUAUAGAAGAGGAAUGAUGCGUCUAGCACGAAAGUCCCAUGUAAAUAUAUAUGAAUUUCGUGGAAAAUACUUGAAAGAAAAGAUUUUUCGCUUCUAAAUAGGUAGAAUCGAUUUUUGAAUAAGUUUGUAUGAAUAUCUAUGUAACGUAAAUGAAAAUUUUUAGACUACUCUUUCAUGCAAAUGUGUUUAGUAGACACUUUAAUUGCGGUUUUUACAAAGGCCAUAUUGAAUGGACGUUAAAAGUAAUCGAGUCAACCUCGAAUCUGUUUCAGGUUUUUAUCGUUCUGAAGGAAUUUUGCUUAAAACUGAAAAUGAUCUUCUUUUAAUGAUUAUCUUGUGCAGAUACAUUUACAUGUGGAAAUUGCUGGCAAGCGCUGUUGAACAAACAACUAAAACUCAAGUAUUCAGACAUGCAUGCGAUGCUCUUUCCAAGUUGCAGCGACUCGUGCUGAUCUGUAUUCAAGUACGAAGAAUAAGAGUGUGAGGAUGUCGAUCGGUAGAAGGCUGGACGUUGAUCUGUCCUGCAUCUCUACUUUCACUCUCUCAUCCAUGAGAUGCCUAAUUCGAGUUCACAUAUAAACGAACCUGAAGUCGUCUGAUGACAAAUUGAAAAUAAAAAACUUUGGGGUUCCGAAAUUUCGCCAAUAUGACUUUCUUCAACAGAACAUUUGCCAAUGGCGAAUGUCCGGUGGAAUAUUGGCGAAAUUCCAGGAAGUGUGCUGGCGAAAGUAUAGUGGACUUUCAUGAGCUAUCACGAAACAAUAUUAAUAUAGAAUACAUAUCAGAGCUGAAACUAAUGUUCCUAGAAGAUAUAUAUAUAUCAUAGCUUAUAUGCAUAAGGUAGGCGAUGCAAAUUUUUCAUUCACGUCUAAUUUACUCUCAUGUUGGCGAAAUUCCAGAUAGUAUGCUGACGAAAGUGCAGUGAGCUUUCGCCAAUUGGCGAAAUGCCAUGGGAUGUAUUGGCAAAUGUCCACAUGACUUUUGUCAUUAACGAAUGCCCUGUUGACGAAACUCAUAUUGGCGAAAUGCUCGCCAUCCAAAACGUUGGGAAAGGCGACCAGUUUGUUACGAUCAACAAAGCGAAAAAUAAAUUUUGACCUAACUUCGAUCUACUAUUCGAAUUCAAAUCUAAUUCAUAUAAGACGCUAGAAGCAAUUUCUGACCUACUUCAGACACUACCCUAAAUGCUACACAGACUACCGGAGAUGCUUGUUACAGCGUAUUCUAACUACAUAAACCUCGAUUCUAUCUAUUCUCUUUUCUUUAAUAUUUUCUCUCUGUUUAUUCUUUGAUAAAACAAACGUUUAUAUACGCAC
Rotaria sordida is the source of this 7250-nucleotide messenger RNA. The record is from the annotation of a GenBank genome assembly. Lineage: Eukaryota; Metazoa; Rotifera; Eurotatoria; Philodinida; Philodinidae.